This is a messenger RNA of Alternaria atra, 4353 nucleotides long. RefSeq lists its product as uncharacterized. The transcript is spliced from 7 exons. The record is from RefSeq and is a predicted model, not a curated record. NCBI's taxonomy places the organism in Eukaryota, Fungi, Ascomycota, Dothideomycetes, Pleosporales, Pleosporaceae. Gene Ontology annotation, molecular function: DNA binding; DNA-binding transcription factor activity, RNA polymerase II-specific; zinc ion binding. Gene Ontology annotation, biological process: DNA-templated transcription; regulation of DNA-templated transcription. Bases 1 to 4353 code for a protein of 1450 amino acids.
AUGGGGGAUUCGGAGAUACCAAACGGACUUAAUGUCAAUGGCUAUGGUCACAACUACGACUACCCGCCAUCGCACAUCGACGGCCCCUACAAAAUUCUCGAUCAAUAUCAUUCCAAGCCAGCCAAACUGCGAGUAGCAUGUGUCGGCGCGGGUGCAUCGGGGCUCUGUUUGGCCUACAAGAUGGAGAAGAUGCUGGAGCCUGGAUCUUGGGAGUUGACGCUGUAUGAGAAGAAUGCGCAGUUUGGUGGAACCUGGUAUGAGAACACGUACCCAGGUGUCGCAUGCGACAUUCCAUCGCACGACUACAACUUUACUUGGGAUCCGAAACCCGACUGGUCCACCUUCUUCGCGUCAGGGAAGGAGAUCCAGGGAUACUUUGAGGACUUCGCGGAGAGACAUGGAAGCAAGAAGUACAUGCAGUUGAACAGCAGGAUUGAGCAAGCGAAUUGGAACGAUGAGGAUGGUUGCUACAGCCUUACUAUCAGAAACCCAAAGACUGGCUCGAUGAGAAAGGACUGGGCGCACGUCCUGGUGAACGGCUCAGGUAUUCUCAACAACUGGAAGUGGCCCGAUAUUGAAGGCCUGCAUGACUUCAAGGGACCCGUCCUCCACUCCGCAUGCUGGGACCACAGCGUCGACUUCAAAAACAUCAAUGCGGCCGUCAUCGGCGUCGGUUCGACCAGCGUCCAGAUCGUACCUUCACUUCAAAAGGUCGUGAAGGGACUAGAAGUCUACAUGCGGAGUCCGACAUGGAUAUCGCCUCCUUUCGGUGCUGGUGCACUCAACGAUGAUCUGCAAAAAGGGCAAGACGUCGACCCAGGGCAACGACAGUACACUUUCACCGAAGCUGAUAUCAAAAAGUUCAAGGAAGACCCAGAGUAUCACCUGGACUUCCGGAAGAAGAUCGAAGCAGAGAUCAACAGCUUGUUCGGAAUGUAUCAGCAAAACUCUGAACUCCAAAACCAAUUCAAAGACGUCAUUACCAAGGAGAUGCAUCGUCGCAUGGGCCCCGGUCACGAGAAACUCAAAGAGUUCAUCAUUCCCAAAUGGUCAGUCGGCUGCCGGCGCAUCUCGCCCGGCGAUGGUUUUCUCGAAGCUCUAGUGCAAGACAACGUUACUCCAGUUUUUGACGGCAUCGAACGAGUAGUUCCAGAAGGUAUCAAAACCCGCGACGGCAAGAUCCACAAACUCGAUGCCAUUGUCUGCGCUACCGGCUUCCAAGUCGCGUUCCAGCCCGCCUUCACGGUCCGCAACGGUUCCAACGUAUCUAUCAAGGAAGACUGGACCAACGGUCCCAACCUCUACAUGGGUGUUUCCGCUCCCCGAUUCCCGAACUUCUAUACUAUAGUUGGGCCAGGUGCGACAUGGAGUAAUGGUACACUCAUACCUUCGAUCGAAACAACUGUAGAGUAUAGCAUCAAGUGCAUGAAGAAGAUGCAAACCGAGGGUAUCAAGGCUAUGAGCGUGAAGCAGGAUGCUCUAGAUGAAAUCUAUGCGCACUUUGAUGAGUUCCACAAGACGACAGUGUGGCAAGAAGAGUGUCGGAGUUGGUUCAAGAACGGGCAGAUCAAGAACAGGAUUUAUCUGUGGCCUGGUGCUGAGCGACAACCGAUGGCUAGCGAGAGAGGAACGGCAGCUGAAGAAAACAUGAGCGAACAGCGUCCGGAUAUACAGGAACCAGCUCCCAAAGCUGGCAGCAAGCAGGAGCAGAGCACAUCGGAAAAAGGUUCCUCAAAGGGCAAAUCUUCAAAACCUCGACACAGGGCGUCUGUCGCUUGCGCUUCGUGUCGAGACCGCCGGAUCCGCUGUGUAGUACCUCCGGGCGACAAGGAAUGCACACAGUGCAAACGAUCGGGUGUGGAAUGCGUUAUCAAAAACGACGACGAACGACGACGACCGAUUUCGAGAGCAUAUAUGUGUUCUCUUACCGACCGUGUUGCACUACUAGAGACGAUGCUCAAAGAACGAGGCGAAGAGUUACCACCAGCGAAUCACCCUCCCAAAACCCGCCAUAAUCCCCAGCUCGACGAAGACGGCACAUCUCCCAGCCGCAAAAUCAGUGAUAACCAAGUGGCCAACGAAGAAAACAACUCUAGCCCAGGCAGUCAAUCCAGUCCUCAAGACGACUAUUGCGUAUUUGAACAGCACGAGAUGAACACAAAUAGCCCGCGUUUUUCGAAUGGUGACGCAGAGAGCGCUGGCUCACCGUCCAUACUACCACCCCCAAAGAAAGAUGGCAUGGUGAAUCGCCUUCUCUCCACUCGCGGUCAUCUCAGCUUUGAUCAACUGAACGGCCGCCUUCGAUACUUUGGUCCAACAACAAACUGCCACGUUCACUCCGAGUCGAUCAACCCCUUCGGCGCAACGCAAGAAAUGAAUGAGCAGGCUCGACGCGCUGACAAAAUUAACCGUUCUCUUCCUCUGGAGACGUACGAUUAUCUCAUGGAACUGUUCUGGCAAUGCUACAACCCUGUUAUCCACGUUCUACACCAGGAUGCCUUUAACGAAGAUCGCGAGAUGGGUCGCACACAGUUUUACUCCGGUUUCCUGCAUGUCUGCGUCUUGGCUAUGGGUUACCGCUUUGCGAAUAAGGAAAGGCUUGACAUAAGAAGGAUCGGUCUACCCGGUAUGGAGAGCACGCUGCAUCGCGAAGCAAAGUACAUGCUUGACCAUGAGUUGGAACGACCAGGUGGGAUACCGAGCGUAGUUGCCCUACUUCUGCUUGGCGAUCUCGAGUGCGGUGUUGGGAGGGAUAACUUGGGCUGGAUGUACGGCGGGAUGGCUGUGCGACUUGCUUUCGACAUUGGACUCCAUCUUGAUACACGACUCUCAGGUCUCCCAGAACGCGAGGUCGAGAUCCGUCAAAUGACUCUCUGGGCAUGCGUCAUCUACGACAAGUACUGGGCACUUUUCUUGGGUCGUCCGACGUCCAUGAAAUCUUCCGAUCUUGAGAUAUACCACUUGACAAAGCAGUUUGAACGACUCGGUACCUGUCGCCCUGCCGGAUUAGGAAAAAGUAUGGAGACUAUGAUCUACGAAGCACUUCUCGACCUUAUGGAGCUCGCUGGCAAGAUCACGGAAAACAUGGAUCCACAUCGCUCGCAAAACGCUACUUCUGACUCACACGCCGCCGUGGAUCGAAACCAAUAUAUGCGCAUGGCUGCGCUAGAUCGCGAGUUUAGCAGUUGGUACGCUAGAUUGCCGGAACAGUUGCGCUGGACACCAGCCAAUAUCGCAACGGCGCCGUUCUCGUUUUUCUUAUUACAUCAGCAAUACCAUGCCAGUUUGAUCCUGCUCCACCGGCCGUUCGCAUUGUAUGAAGACCAAGCGGGCAACGAGAGUGGACCUGACGAUCAUUUCUCCGCACUAAGCAGGACAGUAUGCACCAAACAUGCUAUUCGCGUAGCUAGAAUAUACUGGCAACAUCGACAACGAUUCGAUACGAAGCAGAUUUUCGUAACAGGCAUGCAACACGCGGGCACAGCAGCAACCGCCCUCGUAGCAGCCCUAGCAUUCAUAAAAGACCCUACCUCCCGUGCAAACAACAUGCAAUACCUCGAAUGCCUCUCUGCAGCGCUCUCUGACAUGGCAUCCACAUACCAGCCCGCAGAACGCAUGUCUACCGUCCUCCGCGCCGUAAUGGUUGAAUUACGCGGCGGCCCUGAACCCCCAAAUUCCACUUCCUUCAACUUGUACAAACCCACAUCCUCGACUGUCCCCGCACGAAGAGGCAGCACGAUAGACAUGGAUUCCGACAUGCCCGACAGCCAACAAUGGGCGAAGAAAAGACAAACCAGCCGCGGAAGACCGCGAGCAGGUACGGGUGGAAACAGGAAAACGAGAACGAUGAGUAUGAGUACUACGAUGAGUAUACCAUCAUCAUCAGACCACGGAAGACAACACAACGGGCUCAGCAUCAAAGCUCCCCCGCCGCCUCGCUUCGACGACCCGUCAGGUCAGAAUAACGACGGGUAUAUUCUAGUGACGCCACGUUCGGAACUCGGUAGUAAAGGCUGGCCCAACUUAUCUGAGCCUCCCGAGCUUUCGCACAGCUUAUCUACCCCUUCUACUACCACAGUAUCUUCUUCCCAUAAUGCGAAUCGAAACUCGGGCGCGUGGAUGGGAGCGGAUUUCGAUCCGCAGGAUUCGAUUUCACAACUUGCUAAUGCGCAUUUCCCUGAGCUGAACGCGUUCGACGAUCUUGGUACCGGGGGUGGCGUUGACGGUAAUGGUUGUGGGAUUGAGGGCGUUAAUUUGGAUUUCAUGCCACUUGGCGAUGGAACCGAGUGGAGUCUGCCCAAGGAAUGGAGUGGAGCGAGUGAUUUAGAUGGACUGAGUGCUUUUGAUAUGUAG